This is a messenger RNA of Monopterus albus (swamp eel), 532 nucleotides long. RefSeq names its product PLAC8 like 1 (gene plac8l1). NCBI's taxonomy places the organism in Eukaryota, Metazoa, Chordata, Actinopteri, Synbranchiformes, Synbranchidae. The transcript has 4 exons. Bases 5 to 532 code for a protein of 175 amino acids. The record is from RefSeq and is a predicted model, not a curated record.
AGCCAUGGAGCAGAUGACAGUCACACACCAACCAGGCCUGUCAGUCGCUACAGCCUCAGCAGCUGCAUUUCAGGAGCAGGAAAUUGGGGGCUUCACCACAGGAAGUGAAGAUAACUGGAAAUCAAACAACGCCCCUGCGGUGACAGACCUGGUCCUCACACAGCCUGGACUCGGCGUCACCACGACAACCAUUACCACCAUCACGCAAACAGGGGGAAACUGGAGCACUGGCCUGUUUGACGUUUGUGGAGACAAGACUGCAUGUGUUUUCGGGGCUCUGUUGCCAUGCUGUUUAGACCUGAGUUUGGCUCACCAGUACGGUGAGUGUCUGUGCCUGCCUCUCCUACCAGGAUCCACUUUUGCCAUACGAGUCGGGAUCAGAGAGCGGUACAAGAUACGGGGCAGUGUGUGUGAGGACUGGACCACAGUGUAUUGCUGUUACCCUCUGGCUGUAUGUCAGAUGAUAAGAGAGAUGAAGCGGAGGAUGAAGACCCAGACGUAUCAUGUGUCCACUGACCUUGAGUGCUCCUGA